Messenger RNA from Osmerus eperlanus (European smelt), 890 nucleotides. It is a transcript of the gene crybb2, whose product is annotated as crystallin, beta B2. The transcript is spliced from 6 exons. Gene Ontology annotation, biological process: lens development in camera-type eye; visual perception. Bases 94 to 720 code for a protein of 208 amino acids. Gene Ontology annotation, molecular function: structural constituent of eye lens. Lineage: Eukaryota; Metazoa; Chordata; Actinopteri; Osmeriformes; Osmeridae. The record is from RefSeq and is a predicted model, not a curated record.
CCCUGGGCGUGCCGUAUAUAUUGAGCUGGGCAUGCCAUCACAAACACACUGGCACAGACAGGUACUGUUUCAUUAAAACCCCUCCAGUUCAUUAUGGCCACAGACCACCAGAACCCUGCAUCUAAGCAGCAGCAGCCAGGGACCAGUGCUUUCAAGUUGAUCAUCUAUGAGCAGGAGAACUUCCAGGGACGAUGCCAUGAGCUGACUGGUCCUUGUAACAACCUCCUGGAAGCAGGCGUGGAGAAAGUGGGCUCCAUUCUGGUGCUGUGUGGACCAUGGGUGGGAUACGAGCUGGCUAUGUGUAAGGGGGAGCAGUAUGUGUUUGAGAAGGGGGAGUAUCCUCGCUGGGAUUCCUGGACCAACAGCAGACGCAGCGAAACCAUCUUGGCAUUCCGCCCCAUUAAAGUGGACAGCCAGGAGCACAAGAUUGUCCUUUAUGAAAACCCCAGCUUCGCUGGGAAGAAGAUCGAGAUCAUAGAUGACGAUGUCCCCAGCUUCCACGCGCACGGUUACCAGGAGAAGGUCUCCUCUGUCAGAGUUCAGAGUGGCACUUGGGUGGGGUACCAAUAUCCUGGCUACAGAGGUUUCCAGUACCUGUUUGAGAAAGGAGAGUACAAGGACAGCUCUGAGUUUGGGGCACAGAUCCCUCAGAUCCAGUCUGUUCGGCGCAUCCGGGACAUGCAGUGGCACCAGAGGGGAGCUUUCCACCCUUCCCCCUAAGCUUGUGACUCUUUCCUGCACCAACACCUUGCUGCCUGUGACCCCGAUCCUCCCAGCUCUUUCCCCCAGUCCCUCAACCCACUCAAAUUUGCAUCGAAAUGCCUCUUGCAAUUGUUUUAGUUGCACCAUUCUUCUAAAGAAAAUUAAUAAAUCAUUGUUGCCUUAGCCUA